Messenger RNA from Macrobrachium nipponense, 12294 nucleotides. Its product is annotated as SID1 transmembrane family member 1-like. The transcript is spliced from 15 exons. Gene Ontology annotation, cellular component: plasma membrane; lysosome. Gene Ontology annotation, molecular function: RNA transmembrane transporter activity; double-stranded RNA binding. Bases 466 to 3111 code for a protein of 881 amino acids. The record is from RefSeq and is a predicted model, not a curated record. Gene Ontology annotation, biological process: RNA transport. NCBI's taxonomy places the organism in Eukaryota, Metazoa, Arthropoda, Malacostraca, Decapoda, Palaemonidae.
CCGCAGUCGCUCUUGGACAUGGUGUAAUUUUGUUUUUUCCACGGACGAUUUUCACUCUUGGAGUUAACACAGCUUGAUCGGACUAAAUUCUGUUGGGUGCAGGUGGAUGGAAGUGUAUAUUGGGGCGUAGGCCUAGUGCUAUUUCGUAGGCUGGGUGUUGGCCUCAUUCUGCAAAAUCUGGAGGCCAGAGAAAAUGUUUUCUCCCAAGAUGACGUCUCUCUCGUGGCUGAGGAGGAAGAAGCCUAGGAGGGCAGGGCCAGGCCUGCUUUCCCUCCUCACUCUCAUUCCGAUCUCUUCAGUGUUCUUUUUACUAAGCCUAUCGUCUGUCAAUGCGACAGAGCACCACCAUUCGGGGCUCCGCAAAAUAGGCCCCAGCCAACAUUCGGAGAUUUGGAGGACGCUGGCCCUAGAGAAGAGUGGAGGAGGGUCGCACCCCCACACCACCAGAAAGGAAAGCACCUGGGCAUGGACUUGUACCCUCAGAGCGCGAAUUUAGACCCCCUCACGCUCUGGGCAGAGAGAUUGAAGGCCACCUCCGAAUCUGGUGGCAUGUCAAGGUCGAAAGGGCCAACAAGGCCUCGGUUCCACAGUUACGGCAGAGUACACCACAAUGGAAGGAACGGUGACCUGGUCGCGAGACCUACCCGACAGACCCUGAGUGCCGCGCGUGCCCUCGAUCAGGCGUCUCACCUGUUGCUGCCAGAAAAUUUAGGCGUGUCGGUGAUGUCGCACAGUGCGGCGCUGUCUUCUGACGGGAGAGACAACAUCACCGAUAUCAUAAACUCUGUGGUUAUCAAAGGUGAAUUUGGGACGGUCAUCACAGGGAGGAUCAACAAGACUACGGAGUAUUUGUUUGAAUUCUUCUAUAACACUUCUCAGUUGGAGAAAAAUGCUGUACGUGUAACUGUAAGCAGUGCUGAUUGUGACUAUACAAAUCCAUUGUUGGUGGUGGUUCGACAGCAGCGAGGUGUCCUCUCCUGGCAGCUUCCUUUGGAACCCCCAUCCAGCGAUGUUAUUCUUGAAGAGUAUCGGACAGUUUCAAGAACACUGUGUCCUGUUAAAAACUACAAAGUCAUGUUACAAGGCUCUUUGGACACCAAGCAGAGACUGUUUAUUGAUUUGUCGACCUCUUCACCAAAAAAUAUAACAUAUAGUGUUACAGCUGAAUUUGAAGAUAAUUUUCACAUUGAACUCCACAAUCUGCAGACUUUUGAAAUUACUCCAUCACAGCCUGUAUUUUACGAAUUUGUGUUUCCUGAUGAUGUGGAAAUGGUUUUGGUCAAAGCUAAUGCUCAGGAUGAUUUUUGUGCUAUGGUAGCCAUUCAGAACAUAACAUGCCCUGUUUUUGACAGUGAAGAGAAUGUUCAGUAUGGAAAUUUCUAUCAGACCAUGACAUAUCAAGCAGGGAUCACUGUUAGGAAAAGUGAUUACCCCAAUGGCUUUUAUAUUGUAGUGGUAAUGCUAUCGAAUGAUGAACCUUGCUCUUCGAAUUACCAACAUGUGUACCGGACUCGUAAGAAGACAGUCACUUUGCUUGUGGAGGAAAAGAUAACGAAAGUGGAAUAUUUAGCUGCAAUAUUUGCUGGUUUAGGAUUCUGUGCCUUUUUCUACAUUGUUACCAUUGUUUUAGGCUGCAUAUCAUACAUAAGAUCUAAGCGUAAGCAGCCUCGAGAAAGGAGCAUGUUGGAUGAUUCAAUCAUUGGCUCCCCAGAAGAUAUUGCUACAGCAGGACCUUCACCAUCGUAUGCUGCCAUUAGUGGAAAUGCUGAGAGUGGCAGUAAGGACUUGCCCUCACCUCUUCCUCGCACUGUGUCAGACUCUUCCUUGGAUGAAGAUGAUAUUGAUAUGCUCACUGAUGCUGAAAGUGAAAAGGAAAUUUACAGAACUAAGGCCUUUUUGUAUGUUAGUGAUCUGGCAAGGAAGGACAUGCGUGUUCUCACCAAGAAGUCGGAACUGUACAUAUGGGGCCUUAUAACUGUUGGUGUUUUUUAUGCUGUUCCUGUUAUGCAACUUGUAAUUACUUAUCAGAGGGUCCUGGACGAAACUGGAAAUCAAGACUUGUGCUACUACAAUUUUUGGUGUGCUCAUCCACUCGGACCUCUUAGUGAUUUUAAUCAUGUGUUUUCAAACAUCAGCUAUAUUCUCUUUGGUAUUCUGUUUAUUGGGGUGUGUGCUCGUCGGAACCACCAUCAUAAGUUGGCAGUUCAAGCCGAUUACAAAAUUGAUAAGUAUUAUGGAAUACCCCAGCAUUUUGGCAUAUUCUAUGCUAUGGGGGGUUCACUCAUCAUGGAGGGACUUCUUAGUGCCUGCUAUCACAUAUGCCCAAAUAAUUCCAACUAUCAGUUUGAUACAUCUUUCAUGUAUGUGAUAUCUGUGCUGUCCAUGCUGAAGAUAUAUCAAACCAGACAUCCAGACAUAAAUGCUAGUGCCAGUGCUGUGUAUUCAGCCCUAGCAUUUGCUGUCCUUUUGGGUGUUAUAGGAGUAGUUGCUGGAACUGUUUACUUUUGGAUAAUAUUUGGUUUGAUCCAUGUUACCUCGUGUCUUCUUUUGUCUGGACAUAUAUAUUACAUGGGCAGAUGGAAAUGUGAUUUGAGCGUUUUCAGGCGUUUUAAAUCCUGGUUUUUGAGUGAGCUUAGUUACCCUUGGGGCAUGUUACGUCCAAUGUAUUGUGAUCGCAUGGUGCUUUUACUCCUUGGAAAUGCUGCUAAUUGGGGUUUAGCAAUUUAUGGCAUGGUUUGGACACCAUCGGAUUUUGCAUCGUACCUCCUCAUCAUUUUCCUCACAAAUCUUCUCCUGUACAUUGCAUUUUAUAUUAUCAUGAAGUUACGUCAUGGAGAGCGGCUCCUUUUGCAGUCAGUUGUGUAUCUUGUAUUGUGUUUGUUAGGAUGGGGUGCAGCAAUUUUCUUUUACUUGCACCACACUACCACUUGGGCAUUAACGCCAGCACAUAGCAGACAGUACAAUCAAGAAUGCUUGCUGCUUCACUUUUAUGACACCCAUGAUGUAUGGCACUUCUUAUCAGCCGGAGCCAUGUUCUUUGGAUUUAUGCUUCUUCUCACUUUGGAUGAUGACAGAGCUCAGAUUCCCAGAGAAAAGAUUCCAGUCUUUUAAGUUUAGUUUUCUGGCUUGUUUUCAAUUUUUUAUUGUAUAUUUGUUUCUGAUAUCAUCUUUGUGUAGUAGAAAAACAGAAAUAUAUUGUUUACAUAAGAGUUUUAUGCCAGAAUGGAAGGGUUUUCAUUUUCUGGAUCUUUGUACAAGUGUACAUACAUGACAUAUCAAGCAGUCUUUAUUUUUCUAGUUAAUAGCUAGAUUUUUUCUGUAUUGGGCUUUGGUUUUUUCAUGCACAUUUAGUGUAUAUAUGAAUUUCAUCAGUAUGCAAAUUUUUCUUGUACUGUUUGCCCACAUUCAGUUGGACUUUGAAAAAAUGCAAAAUUUCACAGAAAUUGUGGAGUACAAGAAAUGAAAUGGUAAAGUGGAAAAUUGAUUUGAAAUGGCUGCAAGCAAAUCUAAAUGAGUACAUACACUAUGAGAAAGCACUGAGGAUUGCAUAAGCCUAUACAUUUUAUAUGCUUCACUUCAUUUUCAAUGUCUUACAACUUUAUGUGGAUCUGCAAAGAAUAAGUCCUCUGUAUACAAGAGCAAUUAAUCUUCUGAUUGAUGUCAGUCCAACUUUAUAUUUAGUAUUUAAUGUAUUAUUUGCUUCAGGUCGUCAAGUGUGAUAUAAGUCCUUUUCUGAGUUUGGACAAGCAUAUUUUUGCCACUGAUAUUCAGGGAAGUAUUACUAGACCAGAAAGAAUUGGUAAUAUCUUUACCUUGUCAAGGUUGGGAACUGCAUCGGUGGUUUCUUGCCAUAAUUGAGUAUACAUUCCAAUAUUAGAGAAAGUUAAGGCUCUGCUUUCCGUACUUGUAGCAUAUGAAAAUGAAGCCGUAUAAAAACUAAUGAUACAAAACAAUAAUUGAUAGUACUAUUCAAAACUAAAUGCAAACAGUAAGCCAUAAGUAACAAAAUUUAGAGAAGAGGAGCUAAAUUAAAAAGAACAUUUUAACUUCUUGGUAACAGUUUUGUUAAUGAACUUAACCUGUUACGUAUAUGUUCAGUAAAGCACAAUUUUUUUUUUUUUAUUGAGGAAGCAAAAUCAUCAGUUUUGUUAAAUCUGAUGGUAAUAGUCCCAUCUAACUGUUAGUCUUAUCCUUAGUUAUCUGAAAAAAAAAAUAUAAUGAAAUUUCUGUCUUGUCUAUUUCUGUUUUCUCAGUUUUUGGUGACCAUUUUACCGAUUAUGUAUUGUGGCAUAGAAUGCUAUCACAUUCCCUGACUGAAUUGUAUUGAAAUAUUGUCUUUUGUACUGUAGUGCUCACAUCAAUAGACUAAAAGCAGAAAUUCUAGUGGAAGUCACUUGUUUGCAUGCUAUAGUGAUUUUAUAAUGCCCUGUAAAUUUGUUCAAACUUAUAGAGGAAUGAUGGUGAAUGUAGGAUUAAGGUCAGUAAUUAAUAACUUGGAGGAGUAUUCUAAAUUAGCCCUUUUUCUACUCGGCCCUUUUAGUCCCAAGAGGCCUCAUUACAUCCAUUCAUAUAUUUUGUAGAACUUUGUAUACAUACCUGUGUUUCCUUUCUUCUGUAUGUGCCAUGCUUUGCCCAUAUGUUAUCCAGCUUGGGAUCCUCUAGUCUGCUCUGGAAACUGGUGAGGAUGGCAGUACAGUAGCAGUAGCUCUCAACUUACCAGCUUUCUUUACUCAGUUACAUUAUUUUAGUUGUAUUAUGCUAGGCUGCCAUUUUAAAUUUGAUUUGAUAGUAUCAGUAUAAAUUAAAGCUGGUAGGUUAGGUUUUGCCUCAUGUUGUAAGGAUUUAUCCCUGAAACAUUUGAUAAGUUGACAUGCUUGCACCUAGGAUUUGUUCAGUAAUGAGAGUUGAAAAUUGAGCAGAUAAAGUUAUAGAAGAUGGACAGUUAAAUAGAAGAGAUCAAAUGCAACCAGUGGAAGGUAAAAGGGAUGCAGCGAAGAACUUUUAGUACUAUCAACAUUGGACCUGUAAGUGGUACUUCCACGAGAGAUAGUUGGUUUGUGUGUGUGAAGGACUUGAUAUGCUAUAUUUGUAUUUAGAGAAAUAAAAAAAAUACAAUUUGUAGCAAAAGGCAAGUAACAAUCAACCAGGCUUCAUUGGGAGCAGGUCACUUGAUACAGCAUUCCUUUGUCUGCUGGAAAACUGUUAUUGUUCUUGAAUCCUUUAUACCAUGUUGGUUUUUGACAUUAACAAGUGAUACAUACAGAAAAUAGGCAUGUUUUUACAAGACAGUUAUAUAUUGUUGUUAAUGGAAGAGCAAUUCUGUUUGAUUCUCCACAGUUUCUUCUUUUAUUUGAAAGGAUAUGUACUCUUCUCUCUUAUGGACAUAACUAGGUGAUAAAAGUUUGUGGAUAUUGAGUUUUUUUUUUUUUUUUUUUUUUUUUAACUGAUAGAUAAAGAUAGUGAAGGAUCCAUUUUGCUUGCUGUUUUGCUGAUUUCCAUAAGUUUGGGUGUCCAAUUUUUGACGAAAUAUUGCAUAAUGGUUCAACUAUUUGGUUGUAAUUUUAGGUCCAUUAAUGGUUCUACAUCAUUCUUCUUUGUACCAUUAUUAUUUGUGCUGUUUCUUUACAGUCCUUGAACAUUUGUUUCCCCUUGUAAAUAACUUGAAACUGUCACUAAGGAAGAUAGUGUACGAAAGGUCUUGAAAAUUAUUAAUAUGCUGCAUCAAGCCUCUGGAUAUACUUGUUAAAUAGGUUUUAGGUGUAAGUUUAUGAUUUGUGCCUGUGCUGUCUGUGUUGUUGUAUUUUGUAUAUGUUUAUAUUGCCACAAGACAAGAAACACAUAAAACAGGGUAAUGAAAUGUGAGAAACUCAGAAUGAUAAUGCACACAGAGCAGAUUGACAUAAUUUGGCUGAAGUAUGGAAGUAAUAGCUGUUAAACUUGAGCAGAAAAGGACAAGGACAGACUGAGACAAAUAAGAUAACGUACAAAAAGGAGAAAGAAAAUUUGUUCAGAUGAAGUUUGACCUACUGAGGAAUACUGUACUUAAUGUUAAUUCAGUCAUCAAGCAGUCUCUAUAUAGCUAUGACUAAAAAGCUUGUUAAGAUCAAGAAAGAUAACAAAAAUAUGAUGAAAAAUGAAAAUGUUUUAUAGUAUAUUACAGACUUUCUGUUCUUACCAGAUUGAAUUCUUAUACCACUACUAUUGAGUUUUUUCAGUGUUGUACCUUUUCUUUAUAUUGUUAUGAUUUCAUGCAUGUGCAGAUUUUGCAUUGUUUUACUAAGGAGAGUAAUUUUUCCCUUGUAGAAGUUUCAUGCUACUGUAUAAAAAAAACACAUUCUUUAGGAAGUGUAUGCUCUCUUCUGGAAUACGGUGUAUGGCAAAGAAUCUGCUUGAAAAGUAUUAUUGUUAAUAAUCAAUUUGAGCAAAGCAUAUCCUUUUUUUGUGUGCACAGCCUUUGUUUUUGCUCAUAACUUUAAACUCAUGGUAACUAGGCAUCAGUUUUAAUAUUUAUGAAUCAGAUUUCAAUGGAUGCUGUAGCAUUAUCAGUCAGUGGUCUCCUUAGAUUUAUUUAUUUAUUGUAGGGUUGAUUAAUUAUUACAUACAUAUUGUAUCUGGUAUCUUUUCCCCAAAGUAAUUUCAGUGUGCAGAUCAUUAAUUAGAACUACAAUUCAGAUUGAGGAUGUGCAGUCAGUACAUAUUGUGAUUCAUGUGCUGCCCUUCAAGUUGGGAUCAAAGCUGAGAAAUGUUAUUAUGCAUCUGAUGUCCUCUCUCCAAAGUACUUCCUAUUAGUGAUUUGAACUUCUGUUAUUUUCCAUUGUGCUAUCACCCUGUUAUUUUCCAUUGUGCUAUCACCAGUGAGAUUUGUGAUCUGUGACCAAAUAUGCUGUAAAAUUAAUUUUAGGUUGUCUGAUAUUCUUUUUAAAAGUACUAUUGACGUAUAUAACCCUCUAUUAUUUUCUUCUUACCAAACAAAUGUUUAUAGACAGAUUAGUUUGAGUCAUUUAUAUUACUUUAUUUACCAAAAUGCUUUCUGCAAAGGACACAUUGGCUAUACACAUUAAAUGAAACUAAUGUUGGUGCUUCCCAGAUGUGUUGAAAUUGUUUUCAACGUUCUGGAUUCUUUUAUAGAGUGAAUACGUAAAGUGGUUUUUUGCGUAUACUCAGUGGUUGUUUGUGGUUAUGUGAAUUAUAUUAUAUUGGGAAUUUUUUUUAUUAUAUGUAUAUUUUUUGGAAUUGGUUUGUGAUGAUAAAAAUGGUUUCUUGUUAACUUUUGAGUUAAUUGUUAAACUUUGAAAAUAUUUUGGAAAUUCAUGGUGAUGCUCGAUUCUCUUGAUUUAUCCUUUGAAUCUUGUUAUUUGCUCUUUGUCUAAACAACAGGCAUACUGUUGGGAAAUACGAUUUGGAGGUAUUUCUCUGUCAGUUACAUACACUGUAUAGUCUUGAGAUGCUUUUGCAUAUGCCACACUUGGUGUUACAACAGUUCAUGAACUAACUCAAAACAUGCCCAAGAAUUCUGUUAUCAAUAGGGAAUGAUGAAUAACUAUGGAAAGAACUCUGUGAAUUUCUAAUGAGUACUUGCAAUAUGCAUAGCAUUUGUUUUUUAGAUAUUUAAUGAAUUAUACAGAUACUAGUAGCUGCAAAUUUCUACCUCAGAUUGGAGUUGAAUCCAAACUAGGUCAGAGGGUAUGAAGGAACCAGGUAACUCCUCUGGUGUAUUGUAAAGGAGUUACCUGGUCAGGCUGUACAGUUUGCUUCUAAAUACAAUUGAUGGACUUGAACAUACAUUACAUAUGUGUAAUAUAGAAAUAAAUUUCUACCUCACAGCUGAGUCAAACUCAGGAUCUCUGGGUAUUGCCCACAUCUCUCACCAUGUAGGGCAUGGGUUUGAUCAUCUUGCAAGGUUGAAAUAUAUUUCAGUAAGUUGAAUGUUACGUGUACUGAUAUCUGCUAUUACCUGGUGUGCCUUCAAAGUUGCAGUAGUAGACUUGAUUGCAUUAUCAUGUAUUAAUAAAAUGACUGCCAUCCUUGAGAAUUUCUUGAAAUUACAUGAUAGCUUAAGGUGAAAUAAUUAAGCAAAAUGGUAAUAAUGCCAUAAACACUGACUAUGAAUUAACUUUACUAACAUCUCAUGCUCCAGUACAGAGAGAAAGAUAGAUUGUUAAAUCAUUGUAAUGAGUAAAGCGGUUGUUAGAAGCUAAUUUGAGACCUGUUUGUCAAAGUAACAUUUUGAUGCUUUAGCUUUAUGGUCAUCCUUGUAAACUUCAGAAGCCUGUGCUGUAUUUCAAAACAAGUUCUCUAGCUUAAACUUUUACUCUUCCAUUAUCUUGUAACCAAUUUCAGUAAGUCCAUGUUUCCAUUAUUUUCUAGACAAUUACAGUAUAAAUCCAUACUCAGUGUGCAUAGACCUGACUGAUUAAACGUUUUUAUAUGUUGAAUAAUGAAAUUUAGCAUUUGUUUUCUUUUUUGGAUGGCUAAGUAAGCAAAGACCAAAGGGAAUGGCUGAAAAGUAAAGGGAUGAAAGCACAUUCUUAAGCGGAAUCCCAUACAUGAAACAUAAAAUUGCUUACUGUGGGUUUUGUAUUUUACAUUCAUUCAUUUUGUUCAUUUCUUAGUGUUUUAGAAGAGCAAGAUGUAUGAUGUUGUUCAUACCUUCACUAAUACGAAGUGUUGUACAACCACCCUUUUAGAGUGUAGUUUUCUGUAGCAAUGCCAGCGAUGCAGUAGAAACCUAAAAACAAAAUAGUAUGUUAACUGAUGUUUUGCUUGGAAUUGUUUGUAUUUUUAUUUAAUGUUUACCAUCCCUUUUCACUGAACAGGGAAGCAUUCCAUUACAAUUAGCUUAUAAUCUAGUGUUACUGUAGUUUGUUGUUGUAUAUUUGGUGCACAUUAUAUAGUAGGAUUUUGUCUUUCCUUCAUUCUGGAAGUGUGAAGAUGGAAAAAUGCUUGUAGCAUUUUUUUCUUAACACUAUAAAGAGGAUAUACCUAUCAGUUUCAGUGUUAUAUAAUUUCUUAAGUACAUACCAUGUAUAUCCUAUAGUGGAUUGAUUUGAAUAUUGUAAAUUUUUCAAAAAAUUGAAAGCAAAUUACUCAGGCAUAGAAGGCUUUUAAACUUGAGCUUAGCUAAUUUAGGUUAAUGAAAAAUGGUAAUGAAAUUAUUAACAUUAUGAGUCUUUGAAAGAAAGUGAAAGAUGAUGAGAGAUUAUCAGAACAUAUUGGGAGGUGUGAAAGACCCAGUUCACAUUACCACUAUAAGCAAAUAAUUGGAUUCCUCUUCCAUAUACCAGCUUUAACUGUGUAGGGGCAUGUAGAUUACAUACAUGCAUGCAUGCCUAGUCAUCGUUAUGACGUAGAAUUAACAUAACUUUACAUAGUGCUAAAAGAUUAAGUUUAUAGUUUUUAAUUUUACUUAGUAUUCUGCCACAGGUGAGCUUUGUUCAGCUUUUCUAAAUCAUGUAGAAUACAUAUUGGAUUAAGUUAUGAUAAUUUGCUUUAGAUCCUUAAUGAAUUUGUUAGAGACCAUUUAAAACUAGCAUUAAGAAAAUGUAGUUUGAAUAGUGUAGAUAGAGCAUAUACAUACUAGUAUAUAUAUUAACAAGUAGAUAAUGUAUGGUAGAUUUAUUUUUUUAUACUGUAAUUCUGACAUUUAUUGUGGAAAUAUCUGGUAAUGUUUUGAAAUCACUUUUAACCCUUUUGAGACUUUUAAUAAAUUCAGCUGAUUCUGAGUUACUAAUAAUUUUGGUUGUGAUUCUUGCUGCUUUCCUGUUAAGGAAUUGCAACCCCCCUUUUUUUUCUCAUUUACUCAUGUUUCAUUUGUUAUUAAACCUACUGAAAUGCUUAGUGUGUCACUUUUAGGAAGUUGGUUCCAGGGAAACAAAUUUGUAUUUCUGCCAGUGCUGUCUGUAAAUAUUAUGGUCAACUGGAGAAGCUAUGUUAAAUGUUUCCUUUAGGUUUUGACUAUUAUUAACAUUCUGGUAAUGUAUGAAAAAACAAAUUAGCAUGUCCACUUGCUUUGGAAUGUCCAGUAGUUGGUGUUACACAUUAGUAGUCAUAAGAGUUACUAAUGUUUUGGGGACAAUUAUUUUAUUUAAAAGCUUUGUUUUUUCAACUGUUGAGGUUAAUAAGAAAUACUGUAUAAGCACAAGCAUACUUGUUGUAACUAUGACUGUUUCUGGUGGUUUAGACUUACCAGGUAUAUAAGUGUAUUGUAUUAUUUACUAUGUUUGAGAAUUAUGCACUGUAUUUGUAGAAAGAAAUAUUAAAAUUAAUGGCAUGUUACUUAAAUAGCAUAGUGUUCAGUUGUAACUUUUGAUUUCUUUCCAGUAUUGAUUUCUUUCCAGUAAGUUAGCAACAGCACUGAGCUGGCCACAUAGAUAUGUCAGAAUGGCAAGCUCUUUGUUAUACUUUACAUGAAUGCUGAGGUAUGCACAUUGAAAAGAGAAUGGCAAUAUCCAUGAUUUAUUGAUAGGGAGAGAGUUUUGCUUGGGAAAAUUAGUAGUAUUUAUUCCCAUGCUUUAAGGUUAAAAUUUUGUCUAGGUUAUGUAAAAUAAGAUGAUAUUUAAUGAGAAUACUCAAGGAGCCGUUGCUUCUCUUUUCAGAGUAUAGUGAAUAUGAUUUGGUAAUGUCUUUAAAUAAUUUUUAGGUUAUCAGUUAUAUGGUUAUAGGGACAUAAAAAAUAAUUAGCUUUAUUUCUGUUAUUUGGUUUUGUACUCUGAUACUAAAAAACAAAAACAAAAGCCAUCAAUAUUAAUUUAUAUUUUCUUUUCAAGUUAGUUAGAGUUGAAAACCCCUGAAAUUUAAGCGAAGAUUGAAUAAAUUUUAUGAAACAUUGAAACUUGAUAAGUUUAAUAUUGACCUCAACAUGCUUGGUGGGUUACAAAAGACAUAUCCCUUUAGGUAGAUUCUAUAGUAGCUAAGUGGUAUUCAACAUCCCAAAAUAACUCAAAACGGAUAAUUUAAUUAAAUUGUGACUCAAGGGCAAAAGAAGGAAUGUACAAUUAACUCUUAAAAGAUUAUAGAAUUUAGUUAUUAGCAUUGUUUUUACACUUUCAUGUUUACACAAUUGGCACUUUCUCAGAUUUUCUUUAUGAACUACACUUUAAAAAUGUCAUAAAUAUAAUACAAUGUAAUUACAGUCAACCCCCCAUAAUCACGGACUCCGAAUUCGCGGAUUCGUGUAUUUGCAGAUUUCUCUCUGGAACAUAUAGUAUAUCCCCAUUAUUCGCAGAAAAUUCACCUAUUCGCUGUAUUUUUCUAUGAGAAUUAUCCACAAAUUCCUGGUUAUUUUUUCCCUCAAUUUCACCAUAAAAUGCACUUUUUGUGAUAAAACUAUGAAAAAAACCAGAUAUAAAUAUUUUUAGUUGGGUGUUUUCUUGGCUUUUAACUAACAAAAUAGUCAGUUUUAAGUGUUUUUUUUAUAGGGGCUUCAACUAUUCGUGGGGGUCUGGUAUCCAUUCCUUGCGAAUACGGGGGAACACUGUACAAUCUAGAAACCACUCAAAUGCUGAGUAUUAGUUGGCAAUUUCCAAAGUUGUAUAGUUUCUAGUCGUAACAUGCAUACAGAUUUUCCUCUCUAUUCUGUUUACAAAAGGACUAUGCUAGUGAUGCAACAGCAUUGUGACUAAUGAAACACAAGAAUAGGAGCAGUAACCUUUUGAAAAUCAGUGGGCAACAUUUAAGGGAUAGUAAAGAUUUGUUUUGAAAUGUACUUAGGGUUACAUAAAAAGUUAGGGCUUUUAUGAUGGUGUGUACAGCAUUAUUCCUGUAUUGUGUACCACUUUUAGUGUAUAAUUUACUUAUGAGAAUGCUUUUUGCAGAAUCUUUGAAAUACUUAAAAACAUGGAGGUGUGUGACAGACAUUUUUGUAAGGAUAAAAUGUUUUGGCAAUGCUUAUUUCAUAUAUGUACUACUGUAUAUGGUAUUGUCCUUUUGUAUGCUUUAUUUUUACAUUAUUGUUAUACUUUUACCAUGUAAACUUUUUUUUAAACUUUUGAGGUUACAUUGCAGUAGUUGGUAUUACUGCACUUACGCAAAGAUGUGAAUAUGAGUAUGACAAAUAAAUGAUAAUGUCCCUACUGGAGCUUAAUGUGUAUCUAUGUGCAGUAAGAUCAUAUGGCUGAAGUGGGAACUAGAGAAUAUAUAUUAUACCCUUUGCGCCAGGUUCAUGGGUCUUUUGGACAAGUUCAACAACUUAAAAUAUAAGAUAACAUGCACAAUGUAGCGACACAUUCAAGGUGUUCUCUAUGAUGUGAAAUGGCUUUAAUUAUUGUGUUAUUUAAUAAAGAAUUUAUACUGUAA